This is a messenger RNA of Schistosoma haematobium, 1000 nucleotides long. RefSeq lists its product as uncharacterized. Gene Ontology annotation, cellular component: mitochondrion. Bases 431 to 991 code for a protein of 186 amino acids. Gene Ontology annotation, biological process: dihydrofolate metabolic process; folic acid metabolic process; glycine biosynthetic process. The transcript has 6 exons. Gene Ontology annotation, molecular function: dihydrofolate reductase activity; NADP binding. NCBI's taxonomy places the organism in Eukaryota, Metazoa, Platyhelminthes, Trematoda, Strigeidida, Schistosomatidae. The record is from RefSeq and is a predicted model, not a curated record.
GUGGGGCUUAGAAAUCAACUCUAGGAUGAGUGUGCUAAUGCACAUCGGUCACGGUAAUGGUUACCAAUAUACCAUUGAUGGUAAACCUCUUCUAUGCGUUAAAGAACACAAAGACUUAGGAGUAAUAAUAAGUCAUGACUUGAAAACAACUACGCACUGCAACGCAGUUGCUCUCAAAGGUUUUCUUGCGUUAUGGUCACUUCGCCGAGCAUUCAAAUGCCUUGACGAGGAAAUGCCUCGAGUGGUCAAUCACUGAAACUCCCUACCCAAAAAAUGGCAUCAGCCACACCAGUAAGCGUUUUUAAGGAGAAGCUGCACCUUCACUGGAAGGCAGGCAUUCAGGAUUAACACAGGUUCACCAACCUACUGUCUUUGUUACUGAAGACUGAACCCGCGUUAAUGGACUACAAGGUCAAUUCCGCGAUAAAACAUGCGUCUAAAUGUUGUUGUUGCAGUUUCUGAAAACUGGGGUAUCGGGAAGGGUGGAGGUUUGCCUUGGAAAAUAAAGAAAGACAUGGAAUUUUUCAAAUCAAUAACAACUAAAGCUCAUCCAGGUCUCAAAAAUGCGGUUGUUAUGGGGAGAUUUACAUGGGAAUCUAUACCAGAGAGCUUCAAACCACUAAAGGAUAGGAUUAACAUAGUGGUAUCAAGCACGCUAUCACACGCACCACCACGUGUUCAAAUUGUUCCCAAUCUUAAUGCGGCCAUUGACUUGUUAUAUAAUGAAGAAUUCAGCUCCAUAGUAGAUGAGGUUUUUAUCAUUGGUGGGCAUCGUCUUUACGAAGAAGCCUUGAAACAAUCCAUAUACCCGGUUCGUAUCUAUUGUACGCACAUACUAAAUGAGGUGGACUGCGAUACUUAUUUCCCAAAACUCGAUUGGAGUAAACUGAAAAAAGUUGAUCUACCGGAUAUACCAGCGGGUACUUUCACAGAGAAUGGAUUUACAUACAAAUUCUGUGUUUACGACGUUCCAUCCGAACAGUUUAUAUAAUUUAUAAAU